Molecule: messenger RNA, 2881 nt
Organism: Lagenorhynchus albirostris (white-beaked dolphin)
Lineage: Eukaryota; Metazoa; Chordata; Mammalia; Artiodactyla; Delphinidae
Gene: CCDC61
Product: coiled-coil domain containing 61
Exons: 16
Coding region: 101-1645 (514 amino acids)
Cellular component (GO): centrosome
Source: RefSeq, a predicted model, not a curated record
UCCUGGGGCGGGACUGGAGCUUCGGCAGUUGAACCGCUCGCGAGGAGGGUUGUCCGUGGAGAAGGUCUCUGUCUCAUUCCCCUCUCCAGCGACACUGGCCAUGGACCAGCCAGCUGGCCUGCAGGUGGACUACGUCUUCCGGGGUGUGGAGCAUGCCGUGCGGGUGAUGGUGUCUGGGCAGGUGCUAGAGCUGGAGGUGGAGGACCGGAUGACGGCCGACCAGUGGCGGGCCGAAUUCGAUGCCAGCUUCAUCGAAGAUUUGACUCACAAGACAGGGAACUUCAAACAGUUCAACAUCUUCUGUAACAUGCUGGAGUCGGCCCUCACCCAGAGCAGUGAGUCGGUUACCCUUGACCUGCUGACCUACACAGAUCUGGAGUCCCUGCGGAACCGAAAGAUGGGGGGCCGCCCAGGCCCCUUGGCCUCGAGAUCGGCCCAGCUCAACUCCAAGCGCUACCUGAUCCUCAUCUACUCUGUGGAGUUUGACAGGAUUCACUACCCGCUGCCCCUCCCGUACCAGGGCAAACCAGACCCUGUGGUCCUGCGGGGCAUCAUUCGCUCACUAAAGGAGGAGCUGAGCCGCCUUCGAGGGCUGGAUGGCCAGGACACUCGGGACAGCCGGGAAACUGAGAUCUGGCAUCUGCGGGAGCAGGUGUCGCGCUUGUCGGCUGAGAAGCGCGAGCUGGAGGCCCAGCUGGGCAGAUCGCGCGAGGAGGCGCUGGCCGGGCGGGCGGCGCGCCAGGAGGUCGAGGCGCUGCGCGGGCUCGUGCGCGGCCUGGAGCUGGAGCUGCGGCAGGAGCGCGGCCUCGGGCACCGCGGGGCCGGCCGCCGAAGCCAGGAUUGCCGCCGCCUGGCCAAGGAGCUAGAGGAGGUGAAGGCGUCGGAGCGGAGCCUGCGUGCCCGGCUGAAGACGCUGAACACCGAGCUGGCCAUGUACAGGAGGGGGAGACGGACUACACCGGUGGUGCCGCCCUCGGCCCGGGAAGAUCGGGCUUCGACGUCUCGGGAGCGCUCCACGUCGCGUGGCCGUGGCGCUGCCCGCUCCUCAUCCCGGGAGAGCGACCGCGGGGGCCGGGGUCAAGGCCGCCCUGGCCGCCCCUCGCCCUCGCCCACAGGUGGUCGCGUGCCCCGUUUCGACCCAACAGCCUUUGUGAAAGCCAAGGAGAAGAAGCAGAGAGCGAUCAAGAUGAAGCAGCAGCAGCAGCGAAACCGAUUGGGCAGCGGAGGAAGCGGGGACCGUCCAUCCACCUCCUGGUCUCGCCAAACUCGGCCCCCCGCAGCCGUGACCGGUCGAGGAGACGCGGCUAACCGCUCCCGAAACCGCAGCUCCUCGGUGGACAGUUUCCGCAGCCGCUACUCGUCCGCCAGCUCCUGCAGCGAGUCCGAGGAUUUCUCUGAAUCCCUCCCUAGAGGCGUUCGUCGCCGGGGGAAGCCGCCCAGCCCCACCACUUGGAGGGGGUCCAAUACGCAGCAGAAGCCUAGCCCCCUGGAACGCGGCCGCCAUCAGAGACGCCUGGCGGACUCGGGGGGCUGGGUCCCCAUCAAAGAGUACAGCUCGGACCACCAGGCAGCUGACAUGGCCGAAAUCGACGCCCGCCUGAAGGCCUUGCAGGAAUAUAUGAACAGACUGGACGUGCACUCGUGACCUCAGAGAGAGACUACUGCCCCUCCAAUGGAUUCGGAUGGAUUCGGCGUGAGGGGCGGGGCUGGUGUGUCCUGGCCCCGCCCAGGCCCCGCUCCUCCUGGUGCUGUUGGGGUCUCAGGUGUGUGAGGCCCCAAUCCCUACGUCUCCCGCAGGCAUUGCAUUCUGGGAGGGAGGCCCACGCCGCACCAGCCCAGCGUCCGCACGUGGUAGUGCUGCACGUUCUGGACCUGCUUCAGGCAAGAGGCUGGGGUGUCCCAGGCGCUGCCCGCUGCGUGCGACACCACCGCGUAGCGCACGGGCCCAUCUUAGCGCUGGUUGCGCUCGGACGCCAGGGCCUUCCACUCUCUGCGGGGCACGAUGGGGAUGCAGCUUACCGAGGCUUCUUGAGCCGCUCCGAGGCUGAGGACGGCCGGAGAGGGCCCAGGCGAGCAGCGCGCAGCGGCAGGUCAUGGCAGGCAGGGCGCGCGGAGAUGGCUAGCAGCUCCAGGCUGGCUCUGCGCCUUUAUCUGCCUGGGGGGCAGGGAAGGCCUUGCAUCACACCCCGCGGGACUUCCCAGUGGGAACCCAGGCUCCGAUUCCUUCUCUGGCAGGGCCCCAACAGGAUGCGGUGUGGUCCGGUCCGGAGGGGGGAUACCGUGGUAAAGCCAAGGGCCCCCUCACCCAGCCGAGAGUUGGGGGUGGGGAGAGGCACACAGGCCCUUGGGCACUUCGCCCCGUGGUUUCUGGAAGACCCAGGGUCUGGAUCUCUGCCCUGUUUUGUCUCUCCUCUCAGUGGAGCAUUGGACAGCUCACCAGGACUUAACAUGGGAGGCAGGCGGCCAGGCCUCUUCUCCCAUCCUCCUGCAAGGAACUGAAGAAACAAAGGGGCCCAUUUUAAAAACACUUCUCCUGGACCUAAGCCCGAUGUCAUUUAACCCUUGCAGCAAACUGAAGAGGAAGACACUGACCCGAGGUCUUACUGCUGGUCAGUGACUCAGGCUGGACUAGAACCCAGGUCUCCUGAACCCCAGUCCGGGGGCCUCCGAACAUCCCUGGCCCAGUCCAUCUAGGAAGGACAGCCUCUGCUCAUAGACAACCCUUGGGAAGACCCAGGUUAACCUUCCCAUGUGCCCUUUCUUGGGACUGGCAGAGCUGGGCUCCUGGAUGUGAAACCCAGGGUGAUGCUGUCAGUUCCUGCUCUCGCUGGAUUCCCCACUGGCUUCCUUGUUGCCCCAGGAAUAAAUAGACUUGAUUUUC